CCCAUCCAUCAGAGUAUAUGUCAGUUCAGUGGAGGCCAUUUUUGUACAUAUAUUUUUUUCAAGCGUGGCUAGCGGCACUAAAAGAAAGAUGAGUAGCUCCGAGGAGGUGUCAUGGAUUUCAUGGUUCUGUGGUCUUCGAGGCAAUGAAUUCUUCUGUGAGGUCGAUGAGGACUAUAUUCAAGAUAAAUUCAACUUGACUGGACUAAAUGAGCAGGUACCCAAUUACAGGCAAGCGUUGGAUAUGAUUCUAGAUCUCGAACCGGAGGAUGAACUGGACGACAAUCCCAACCAGUCUGAUCUCAUUGAACAGGCGGCUGAGAUGCUCUAUGGAUUAAUUCAUGCCAGAUAUAUUCUCACAAAUCGUGGAAUUGCUCAAAUGAUAGAGAAAUAUCAAACUGGUGAUUUUGGCGUUUGCCCCCGAGUUUACUGUGAAAGUCAGCCGAUGUUGCCAUUAGGUUUAUCCGAUGUUCCCGGCGAGGCAAUGGUGAAGUCAUACUGUCCUAAGUGCGUUGAUGUCUACACACCAAAAUCAUCAAGACACCAUCACACGGAUGGCGCUUACUUUGGCACUGGGUUCCCGCACAUGCUCUUCAUGGUGCAUCCGGAGUAUCGUCCCAAACGUCCGACAAAUCAAUUUGUGCCACGUUUAUAUGGCUUCAAGAUUCAUUCCCUAGCUUAUCAAAUUCAGUUGCAACAUGCAGCCAACUUUAAGGCUCCACAACGAGCGGUAAAUUAUAAAAAUGGAAAUCGCAGCUACAUACAAAAUGUAUAAUUAAAUUAAAAGUUAUGAAUAAUUUUUGAAAGAACACACAAAAAAAAGUUGAAUUCGUAAAGUCAAUAAGAGAGAAAAGAAUAUUUGAGAUGCAAAAAAUCUAAUUGAAAGAAUCUUCAUCGCAUUAUUCAUAAUCUCUAAGCAUUGAACUAAAAAAAAAAAAAACAAAAAAUAAAUAAAUGUUUUUCCUAUAUGUGAACAAAAUAUACUAAUUGUGAUUUUUUCUCUUCUUUUUUUCUCUUUCUCCCACUUUUAGUGAAAGGACAUCAAAUAGCGUGCUUUAUAAUUUCAUUUUCUUUUAACUCUUAAUUUUCAUUUAUGGUUUUGAAGAUCAAUUACACACGAGAUAAAAGAGAAAAUCUUGUCAUAACUUGUCAACAGUGUGUUGCAAUGAAGAAGAAAAAAAAAUUGAAGAAUGAUAGUAGAUUAUUUAAGAGACGGGCGCUGCAUUCUGGAUAUGUAGUAUGAAGAUGAUACAAAACUGAACUAAAAGGCUUCUUUCCCACAAGAACAAAAAAAUGGGCCGAGUGAAAGAAGAAAAUGAGAGAGAGGAUGAAGACAUCGGGAAUGUGGAUGAUGACUUUUUUAUAUAAAUACAAAACAAAAAAUUAAAAAUUAUUUAGUUAAUAUUAAAAAAAAAAUGUAUGUUUUAAUUUAUAUCAUGAAGUUUCUUUUGCAAACAUUUAUGAACCACCCCUCCCUCUAAGAGAAAAUUUGUCAACAUUUUUAUUGCAAUCGAUUUACAACAAACUUAGCACGAAAAAACAAACAAACAAAUUAUUGGAAAUCUCUGCUUUUAUUUAUUUUUUCUCAAGAGAAUUUAAUAUUUGAGAAAAAGGACAUUGAAAGUUUUGUAGUUAAUCGAUACAAUAAAAUGAAAUCCUAAAUUUAAAGAUCAUAAAAUGGAAGAUUAGAGAUAAAUUUCAAAUAGUUUUUAUGAAUUUAAUAUUGAGAGUAAGAAAAUCAGGUUCAGUAGAAGAGAAAUCAUUAGAUGAAAUCAAUGUAAAAAAAAAUAAAUCAUUAAAACCCA
Molecule: messenger RNA, 1802 nt
Organism: Phlebotomus papatasi
Lineage: Eukaryota; Metazoa; Arthropoda; Insecta; Diptera; Psychodidae
Gene: CkIIbeta
Product: casein kinase II subunit beta
Exons: 6
Coding region: 89-772 (227 amino acids)
Cellular component (GO): cytoplasm; protein kinase CK2 complex
Molecular function (GO): protein kinase regulator activity
Source: RefSeq, a predicted model, not a curated record